AUGAAAAGUACAGCGGACGAUCCGAUUCCACCGCCGAUAACUGGGAUGACUAAAACGACAUUUCUGAUAAAUCCUGAAGAUGAAGUUGCCACGAAUUUAAUUGAAGACAAAGAAAUCGGCUCCGUUGAAAAUUACAAGGGUGUUAUUACUCACGUCGUCUCACAGUUAAAAGAAGGAAAGGAUUUGACUCAGGUGAUGUCUUUGUCUUACAGCAUCACAGAUGGAGCAACACCGCAUGAGAGAAUGAAGAACUUCAUCAAGUGGUAUUUAACGGCUUUCCACUCCUGUAGAAAGGACAAGGUGGCAAGGAAACCCUACAACCCGAUAAUUGGGGAGAUCUUUCAGUGCAGCUGGCGCCUCCCCGCCGCCAAAGACGCCUCCACCGAUCACAUUGUAACGACUUAUUUUGGGGAGCAGGUAUCCCAUCAUCCCCCGAUCAGCGCCUUCCAAAUCAGUUGUCCUCAACGGAAAUUGGAACUUCUUGGCUCCAUACACACUCGGUCUCAAUUCCGCACUCUUUCCAUCUACGUCAACAUGAUUGGUAAAGUGGUUCUGAAACUGGGUGAGCACGACGAAGAUUACAUCUUCUCGCUGCCCACCGCCUACGGUCGUUCAAUCCUCUCGGUGCCCUGGUUCGAGCUUGGGGGUAACAUUGCCGUUGAAUGUCCGCAGUCCGGCUACUCGGCCAGCAUCCGAUUCCACACAAAGUCAAUAAACUCAAAUCGUUUGCACCAAGUAUCUGCCGAAAUGUUUGCGCCAACCACCGCAGGAGGUCAGAAAAAACCGGUGGUCACUGUUUUGGGCCACUGGAAUUCUACCAUGAAAUUAGUUGAUAAUGUUCAGGGCACCACAGAAGUGAUAGAUACUGGAACACUAAAGAUCGAACCUAAAUGGGUUCGACCGGUGUCUCUUCAAGCCCCUGAAGAGUCUCAACGUUUGUGGGCUGCUGUUACAGCGGCUUUGGAAGUUGGCGAUAUUGAUCUCGCUACUAAGGAGAAAACCAAGCUGGAGGAAAUUCAACGCGCCAGUGAACAAGCACGAACGAAGAGAGGUAUUACACAUACACCCAGAUACUUCAAGGAGACUCCAGACGGUUUCAUUCCCAUUGAUCCACUUAAGACGUCCAUCAGUCACUCGGACUAA
Messenger RNA from Hydatigera taeniaeformis, 1143 nucleotides. NCBI's taxonomy places the organism in Eukaryota, Metazoa, Platyhelminthes, Cestoda, Cyclophyllidea, Taeniidae. The record is from the annotation of a GenBank genome assembly.